AAGACGAUUGCCAAGAUAGACGAACAGAGAGAAGAACAUAGAGAACAAACUUGGCUUGCUUGCCGCCACUGCAACCAGACAUCGACCAUGAGUGAUGACGACUUCAACUUGGACUCUGGGUCGGACGAAGAGUACGACUUUGAGUACGAAUCUGAUGAGGGAUCUGACGAUGACGACGCCAACCUCGAGAACACAUACUACAAUGCCAAGAAUUACAAAACAGAUGACCCCGACAAGGCCCUCGAAGAGUUCAAGAAGGUGAUCGACAACGAGCCUGAGAAGGGCGACUGGGGAUUCAAGGCACACAAACAGUCACUCAAAGUGUUGUUUGCACAAAAACGAUACGACGAGUUCUUCGACACGUACAAGUCUCUCCUCACAUACAUUAAGUCUGCUGUGACACAAAACUACAGCAGCCGUUCCAUCAACUCCAUCUUGGAGUACGUCUCAACCGGGUUCAACCCUGAACAGCUGGAGCAGAUUUUCCGCGUGACGCUGGACGCACUUCGGGAGAGCAGAAACCAGCGCCUCUGGUUCAAGACAAAUCUCAAGUUUGGCAAGGUUUUGCUUGACAAGGGCGACUUUGUGCGGCUGCGGGAGGUGGUGCAGGAGCUGCACAGCUCGCUCGAGCCCGCGGAGGGGGAGGGUGAUGCCGGCGACGACGACGACGCGGAUUCGCGCAACGGCACGCAGCUGAUGGAGAUUUACGCGCUGGAGAUUCAGAUGUACACCGCUCAGAAGGAGACGAAGAAGCUCAAGGACCUGUACAAGCGGGCACUGCGCAUCCGGUCCGCAAUUCCGCACCCGUACAUCCUCGGCAUCGUCAGAGAGUGCGGCGGGAAGAUGCAUCUUGAUGAACAGCAGUGGUCGCAGGCCUACGAGGACUUCUUUGAGGCGUUCAAGAGCUACGAUGAGAGCGGGAGCGACAAGAAGAUUUCGUGCCUGAAGUAUCUUGUGCUGGCAAACAUGCUCAUGAAGUCAAACGUCGACCCCUUUGAUGCCCAAGAGUCCAAACCGUACAAGAACGACCCUCAGAUUGUCGCCAUGACAGAUCUCGUCGGGGCGUACCAAGCGAACGACGUCAAGGCGUUUGAGCGCAUUCUGCGCGUGCACGAGGCGGCCAUCAUGGGCGAUCCGUUUGUGCGCUCGUACAUUGAGGACCUUCUGCGAAACAUCCGCACAGAGGCGAUGGUGAAGCUCAUCAGGCCGUACACGCGCGUGCGCAUUUCGUUCAUCAGUGACCGCCUGGGCAUCACGGAGGAGGAGGUGGUGGAUCUGCUCGUCGCCGCCAUCCUCGACAAGGCUGUGCAAGGACAGAUUGACCACGUGGAGCGGCUGGUUGUGCUGCAGCAGCAGGAGCGCGUGGGCAGAUAUGCGUCGCUGGUGGAGUGGGCAGACAAGCUCGACACCAUCAUCUCCGCAGCCGAACACAUCAUCUAGUGGUGUGUGUGUGUGUGUGUGUGUGUGUGUGUGUGUGUGUGUGUGUGUGUGUGUGUGUGUGUGUGUGUGUGUGUGUGUGCUUUGCACGUGCUCUCCCCACCCUCCUCUUUUGUCCACCCUUCCUCCCAUUUUGCUUGUCUUGUGUGCCAGCAAGCUUGCGUGUCAUCUGCAUUGUUCAGCUGCAUGUUCGUGUGUUUGUUUAUGGGGACUGUGUAACUGCCCAGCGAUACAUAUUAAUACAACAUCCGCAACGCA
Messenger RNA from Salpingoeca rosetta, 1695 nucleotides. Its product is annotated as COP9 signalosome complex subunit 2. Lineage: Eukaryota; Choanoflagellata; Craspedida; Salpingoecidae. The coding region runs from base 88 to 1440 and encodes 450 amino acids. Gene Ontology annotation, cellular component: COP9 signalosome. The transcript has 13 exons. The record is from RefSeq and is a predicted model, not a curated record. Gene Ontology annotation, biological process: protein deneddylation.